This is a messenger RNA of Vollenhovia emeryi, 3626 nucleotides long. It is a transcript of the gene Atg14, whose product is annotated as beclin 1-associated autophagy-related key regulator. Gene Ontology annotation, biological process: cellular response to starvation; mitophagy; autophagosome assembly. Bases 77 to 1540 code for a protein of 487 amino acids. The record is from RefSeq and is a predicted model, not a curated record. The transcript has 9 exons. Lineage: Eukaryota; Metazoa; Arthropoda; Insecta; Hymenoptera; Formicidae. Gene Ontology annotation, cellular component: phosphatidylinositol 3-kinase complex, class III; mitochondria-associated endoplasmic reticulum membrane contact site; extrinsic component of omegasome membrane.
CACACUGCUGCUGCUGCUCUUGCUCUUGCUGCCGCCGCUGCUGCCGUUGUCGCUGUCGCUGCCGCUGCCGUUGGUUAUGGCGACGAGUAGCUCCGACGGCUCCUGCACCGCGCCCGCGGACUUCCAGCUCUCGUCCGAGCUGGAGGACGCGUCGAGUCGCCUGAGCAUGAACCUGCUCAAGUGCCCGUUGUGCCAUAACAGCCGUCGGAUUUUUUACUGCCGCCAGUGCGUCCAGAACGGGGAUUUUAUACACUCGAACACCGUCUACUCGGAACGGUUCGCGGAUAAACAGAUGCGGCUGGUACGGCUGAAGGCUGCCAGAGCCCAGCUGGAGGAGAAGUGCAUGAAGGCUCUCGAGAGGCACAAGCAGAGGGAUAAACUGAUUUGUGAUAUAAAUACAUGUAAAGAAAGAGUGAGACUACUUCAGUCUCUGGUAAACGAGACGAGGCAGAGUAUCGGCAGAGGUAACCAACAUUUGACCGUUUUGAAGGACGUCAACUCCCAGUUGACCCUUCGAGUGCCACGGCACGAGGAUAGGAUAGAGAAACUAUAUCGUUACGUUAAUGGCUUGAAAGUUAAGCAGGAGAAACAGAAGGAAGCGGUGGACAGGAAAAGGGAGCAAUUGAAGAAAGUGAUCAGAACCGCCGCCAAGCAGUUGAUUCAGUACAUUUUUCCCUUAUCUAAGGUCCAGCCAAAUAUCAAUAAGAGUUUGUGCAGCAAGGACGGCGAGGACAGCGACAGCGUCACUUCGGAUAUUCUUACUAGCGCAUUAGCGGAUGCGUCAAGUACGUCGUACGUGCGGGGUAGGUGGAUUAGCGAGAAAGAAACUUCUUUGAAAAUCCAUCAUUGUAUAGUUGAGCCAACGUUGCCGGCGACAGGAGACUACAGCGCUUAUUCUCUUUGGGUUGCAGCAAAUAAAGAUGGGGUACCAGGUGCGAACAAAGAAAACGCGAUGCACAAUCCAGCGUAUAAUAUCAGUGCUGCUUUGACAUACGCUACACAACUUGUCAAUGUUCUUGCCUAUUAUGUUAAUGUAAGACUACCAUACAAACUUACUUGCGGAGAGUUUUGCGGAAACGAAUUGUCGGACCAAAAAUUUGCUAGGAAAGUAGCAAGGCUAAAUAGUAAUGUAUUACAUUUGUGUCUUACGCAAAAUACCAAGAUAGAAGUUUUACAUCCCAUGCAUACGUUACAAAACCUGAUGCAUUUGCUCAAUACUGAAAUUAGUGAUCUCGGAAGAAUUGGACCAAUGGAAGUUGAUCCGUCUGUAAUGGCACAACUUCACAAUCAAUUAGUUCCUGAUUUGGAAAAUAGCGACGAUUCAGCUUCCGAUGAAGAGGACCUGUGUUGGGGGUGGGAGGCUGUAAGUCAUACUUCUGUACCAAGUAUCGCUUGUCCCGAAAUGGCAGUACCUACUUCCGGUGCAAUAGUUAGUCAGCAAUCUGCUAGUGUGCAAGUGCAUCAGAGCGUUGCUGGUGGCCUGGUGACAAGUGCAGCGGCCAGUAUCGCUUCAAUUUGGCGAGGUUGGACUAAUAAAUAAUUUUUUUCCUUUCGACACGUAAGAUUCUUGCGACAUAGAUACAGUUACUGUACAUUUGCAAUUCCUCAAAUCAAAGGACAACAACUUUGAAGAGGUGCUUCAAAGUAAAAAAAAAAGAAGAUAUUUAGAUAGUAAUAUCACGAGACACGGUAGUGUCUCGCGCCAAGUAUAAUUUAUAUAUCGUGGGGAGGAACGGAUGUGAUUUGAAAUCAACAUGUAAAUACGUGACUUUCUUAACUUACACGUGACAUUCAAAGUAGUUCAAAUAUGCUGUGACAGAUUCCGUUAGAUCUGAUGUCUAACUUAGCUCGAAUCUAAAAUAAUUAGAGAAGGAUUUAAUAAACUGGCUGUUUAAUAAAUUUACCAGGACAUUUUAUAUUUCAAUUGCACCACGAAAAUAAUAGAUUAGAUUGUGAUAUAUUAAGAUAUGUACUAAUGAUCUACGAAACAAGAUGUAUGUUAAUUAGCACAGAUGUAUGCCGAUACAGAAUUUGUUAUGGUAGAACAUAUAAAUAUGCAAUGACUGCCUUUUCUAUGCUCAUCGCAUUUGGUGCGAUCGUACAUCCCUAUAGAUGAGAUAUGCUUCCCUCUAUUAAAUAUGUUAUUAAUAUAUUUUACAUUACGGGACUCAUUUCAUGCCGAAUCAGCAUUAGAGUCUGAUUGUGUAAAAGUCUUUAGGAGCAUAUCUUUGAGAUUGUAACCAAUCUUUUGCUAUGUUUUGUUUGGUGACAAAAAUCUUCGACUGCAAUAACAUGAAGCAUUUGUUGCUAAAUAAUAUGUUCAAUUAAUUAAUGUAUAUAUUAUGUGCUGAAAUAUCUUGAUGAAUUUUUGGUUGUGGAGAAUACGUACAUUACAUUAUUUAUUAUAUGUGAGACUACUAUGUAAAUUAUAUAUUUUUUACCAUGUAGCAUAAAAAUAGGAUUUGUUAAACAUUUCAUACUUAAUAGUAUAAGGGAAAAGUAUUGUAGAGUACAUUACGUUAGCUGAUUUUAUUAUAUUAAGUAUAUUAAACGAGAGCAUUGAUAAAAUAGUAUUGUGGUCAUUGUAGAAUAUAUGAUCAUCCAUAAGAAAUUAGCACACUCUACAAAAGAGAUAGUUAAUAAUAUGGUUUUCCAAGUUUAAAUGUUUAGUCCAGUCAAUCUACAGUAAUCCUACUUUAUUUUUGUACAGUGCAUUGAACUUGAUAUUUCUUAGAAAUAGUAACUUAUUCCUGGUCAUCCAAUGUCCUGAAGAUCAGGGUGCAGAUAGUUAAUAAUAUGUUGACAAUUGUUUGGUCAACGUAAAUGUAGACGUAAUAUUUCAUAAUUACAUGAUGAAAAUGCUUUUUAUGAAACAUUUCAUCAGACAUUGAAAUUUCUUAUAAACUGAAUAUUUUUUUUAGACAGUAUAAUGAUGAAAACAUGAGAAAAGAUGUUGUGGAUAGACAAAUAGACUUAUAUUCAUAUUCAUUAUAAUAUUGCAUAAUUUUCUUAUGCGUAUAUCCAAUUUUCUGAAUGAUGUUACAGCGUUUUAUAAACAUACGACAGAUAGGAAAAGAAUUUCACAAAUAGACAAAUUACAAUAUUGAAAUGUUAACAAACAUAAAUCUACAUAUAAUUUAGCACAAUUGUCUAUCUUAUUUAAUAACGUAUAUACAUAUAUGUGUGUGUGUAAUUAUUUUGACGUCGUUGCUGUUUGUAGUGUUAAAACAGGCGUUACCAGUUCACUUUUCAAUUCAGAUAUUUAAGUUAGAGUAGAUUAUGGCAAAUUUGGAUUACAAAGCGCAACAAUUUAAAUUACAUUUUUGGAAAUGUACAAUAAUAAAAUAUAUAUGAAAUAGCGCAUUUCAUAUAUAUGUGGGCGUGUGUGGGUGGGCGAAACAGUUUUUAUCUUACCGUAAAAAAAAGGCUAUGUUUUAUCUGAACAAAGAUGCAUUGUGAUACCUCGAAUAAACUAGGAUCUGUUUUUUUAUUGUUAUUGCUGUAUAUUUAAGUAAUAUCAAUAAGAAAAAUCGCAUACUUUUUAAAUAUAUCAAUAACGGUAUGCCCAUACCAUUUUAGAUCUUUUGUAUCAUCUUCAAUAUUUUGGAAUAAACAUGUAAAAAUAA